AUGAAGUUCUCUCAUUCUAUCAAGUUUAAUGCUGUACCUGAAUGGCAGGACUAUUACUUGAACUAUCCUGCCUUGAAAAAAGUCAUUUACAAUGCCCAGCAAAACCAAUUGGAAAAUUCCGAACCUAAUGAUGGCUCAAUAAAGGUCAACCACGCUAAUAUCUCUGACUUGAUAAGAAUCGCCAGAAGAAAUAAGGCUUUGCAAGAAAGACGGGAAGCGAUGCAAAUGGCUUCUUCUAGUGCAGUGGAUGAGGAAGACAUCUCUAAUGAAAAAUUCAAUCCUUCUAAGCUAGUGAACAAGUUGAGAUUUAAAAAGAACAAAGACAUUACCGAAGAAAAAGAAAUUGAAAAAGGUGUUUCUGCGGGCGAUGAUGUUGAAGUGCAUCUGUUUGAACUUGAUGGGUCUACUUACCGCGGCUCCAUUGACUUGGACGUAUUUACUGAAGCAAAUGAAGCUUUUUCUGCACAAGGUGGAGCUGACCCUUUACCAAUUUUCUCCAAGUGCUUAUCCGAUGAGUUGACCAAAAUCGAUAAAUUUUUCAAAGCUAAAGAAGCUGAACUUUACCAUCAAUAUGACAACUUGAUGAAAGAUUUGGAAGCUAACAGGUUCCAUGAUAAGCUCCAGUUCAGUAGUGCUUAUCACGGUGGAAGUGCAGAUGAGAAAGACUACGUGAGAUCCACAUUAGAGCGGACUACUACCAAUGCUUCGGUUUUUGAUACAGUCAACCAUUUAGACAUUGACAUGGAGAAGGGUAGCAUCGAGGAGGAUGAGGAAGAAGAUGAUGAUGAAGAGGAAGAUGAAGAUCAUCACUCCUCAAACUCUGCGUUGUUGACAAAGGAAGACUUCGACGUCAAGAAACAAAAACAAAUCACAUUGAAAAGAAGAUCCAUUCAUAUGUUCAUUUCUUUGAGUGAAUUGAAGUCUUUCAUUGAGUUGAACAGAAUUGGAUUUACCAAAAUCUGUAAAAAAUUUGACAAAACUUGCAAUUACUCAGUGAAGGAGGAUUUCAUCAACAACUUCUUACCCAACAAUUCCAGAACUUUCUUCCCACAAACAAGCGAAAAACUUGAUUACAGCAUUGAACACUUAGUGCAUAUCUACGCUACUCUCUCAGGAAGAUCUUACACAGAUAAAGAAGCUUUAGAUGCGAUCCGUUUGGAGAUGAAAUCGUACUUGAGGGAUCACAUUGUUUGGGAGAGAAAUACCGUCUGGAAGGACUUGUUAUCAUUGGAGAAAAAUAAUUACAAUUUGAACCUUGACGAAACUGCUGUUGGAAAGAGUAAGCUUGGCGAUGAAGCUCAGUUGACAUCAUUGUUGCAGUUGCUGAUGAAAGAUAUUAAAAUUCCAUUCACAGAGAAACACAUUUCCCUCCCAAAAUUUUUGUUUACUUCACAAAUCAUAAAAUUAACAAUCAUUAUUAUUGUUUUUAUUAUCCUUUUGGCGGUGAAAACGAUGAACGAUAAACAAGAAGCUCGUUGUUUAGCAGUUCUCGUAGCUUCAGCUAUGUUGUGGGCAACCGAAGCUUUACCUUUGUGGGUUACAUCUAUGUUAGUCCCUUUGUUGGUUGUUACAUGUCAGGUCUUGAAAGACAGUAAGACAGGGGGACCAAUGGGGGCAGCUGACGCAUCCACUUUCAUCUUGGGUAAGAUGUGGUCUUCCACGUUAAUGAUUUUGUUGGCUGGAUUCACAUUAGCUGGAGCAUUGUCGAAGUACAACGUCGCCAAAAUUGUAUCGUCUUACAUGUUAGCAUUUGCAGGAACGAAACCACGGAAUGUCCUAUUUGCAAUCAUGUCUGUCGCAUUGUUCUUAUCAAUGUGGAUCUCUAAUGUUGCUGCACCAGUUUUGGCUUAUUCUCUUAUUCAACCCGUCUUGCGCACUUUGCCAACCGAAGCUCCAUUCUCUCAAGCAUUGGUUUUGGGAAUUGCGUUGGCAUCUAACCUUGGUGGUAUGGCAUCUCCUAUUGCCUCUCCCCAGAAUGUUAUCGCUAUUCAGUACAUGAACCCUAAUCCAGGAUGGGGUAAAUGGUUUGCUGUGGCGAUUCCAGUUUCUGUUUGCAGCAUGAUCUUUAUCUGGAUGGAGUUGAUCCUCACUUUAAGAUUUCAACUUUCCAAAGUGAAGGCCCUACAAACCGAUCAAGGAAAAAACUCACUGCUAAGCAAUGGUACGUGA
This is a messenger RNA of Clavispora lusitaniae ATCC 42720, 2169 nucleotides long. RefSeq names its product SPX domain-containing inorganic phosphate transporter (gene PHO87). Gene Ontology annotation, molecular function: phosphate transmembrane transporter activity. NCBI's taxonomy places the organism in Eukaryota, Fungi, Ascomycota, Pichiomycetes, Serinales, Metschnikowiaceae. Gene Ontology annotation, cellular component: membrane. Gene Ontology annotation, biological process: polyphosphate metabolic process; phosphate ion transport; transmembrane transport. The record is from RefSeq and is a predicted model, not a curated record.